Neohortaea acidophila is the source of this 1072-nucleotide messenger RNA. RefSeq lists its product as uncharacterized. The coding region runs from base 210 to 926 and encodes 238 amino acids. The transcript has a single exon. NCBI's taxonomy places the organism in Eukaryota, Fungi, Ascomycota, Dothideomycetes, Mycosphaerellales, Teratosphaeriaceae. The record is from RefSeq and is a predicted model, not a curated record.
AUGCGAUGCGCUGGGAGCACCCCGCAAUUUGUUCCCUCAUCUUCAGCCUCGGGCACUUCGCCAGCAGAUCUUCCUAUUUAAUCCCUGACAUCCAUUGUCACCACAUCUUUCAGCAUUAAGCUCGGCGAAAAUCGAUCAGGACACGUCCAAUUCAAUCGCCAGUCAAUCAUCAACUCACCCGCAGGAAUCAUCGCACCAGUCAAACAACAAUGUCAACCCCAGGCCUAACCUUCGUCAUCUCACGACCAAAGGAUCCCCAAAAGACGUCCGACGAUCUCUACAACCGUUUCUACAACGAAGAACACCUCCCCGACAUCGUAGCACUAAUGAAGCGCCUCGACUUCCCCGCUCUCGCCCUCCGCUACCAAAACGCCGACCCGGCAUCGACUCGCAUCCCCUACCUGGCUCUGUACCCCUACCCAGACACGGCGUGGCAAAAGACACCCGAACGCACGAAGUUCAUCGAAAGCACGCGCCACAGCCGCGUCCUAGGCGGCGACAUUUACGAAGCGGUCGACUUUGGUUUCCGACUGUACGAGAAAAUCCAAACGUUCGAAGGGUACGGGCACGCGGAGAAGAGCGGGCGCGAGCGCGGGCAAACGAUCGUGUGCGUCGCCAUGGAGCCCGGCGCGAGCGAGGAGCAGCAGGCCGAUUUCGAGGACUGGUAUCGCAAGCAGCACCUCGAUAUGCUGAGUAUGUGUAAAGGGUACCGGCGCACGACGCGGUAUCGCCGGACGGACGGGGUGAAGCCGCGGUUUCUAGCGUUGCAUGAGUAUGCUUGCGAGCCGGACGAGUUGCCUAGUGAGCAGAUUGCGCAGGUGAGUGCGACGGAGUGGACGAAGAAGAUUCUGGCCGAAGCGGAGGUGUUUGAGAGGGAUGUUUUACGGCUGGUGCAUGUGGAGGGGGAUGAGGGGGUGAAGUUGUGAGGGUGGGCACCGAUGGAGAAGGGCCAAAUCAGGAGGAAUAUCGAUUCGGUGUAUACAUCAGCAAUGUUCUUGAUAUAGCAGACGAUGUGUUCGGCAAGUGUUGCUGCGAUGUGGAAAGCUGGAUGAGUCAGAACAUGAACGACAUA